AAUCAUGAGCGUAAUAGUAGUACGAUACAUCUCCACUCCACUUUAGACCCAAAUCAUCAAAUUGGUUUUAUCAAUUCAUUAUAUUAUUCCCAGUUCUGUCUUUCUCCUUGAUCUUUUCCUUUUGACUGUUCUAACCGGUUCAAAUCUUCAUAACCAUUGACUUUUGCCUCUGUUUACAUGUUAUAUUAAUAUAUAAAUCAGAACUAUGACAAGGGUAGGCCGUGACUUUAGCUAUACAAUGCAAAGCUUGGCAGUUCCACCUGUGUCUGCAGAUGUGAUGUUUGCCUCUACUCGAUUUCCGAACUACAAAAUCGGAGCUAAUGACCAAAUUCUGAACGGAAGAGAAGAGGGAAAGUUAGUUUCUAUGCAGGAAGUCAUAGCCAGAGAGACUGCCCAGUUGUUAGAACAACAAAAGCGCCUUUCUGUUCGUGAUCUGGCUAGUAAAUUUGAGAAAGGUUUAGCUGCUGCUGCAAAAAUAUCUGAUGAGGCUAAACUCAGGGAUGUGGUUUGUCUAGAGAAACAUGUUCUUUUAAAGAAGCUUAGAGAUGCACUUGAAUCACUUAGAGGGCGUGUGGUGGGUAAAAACAAGGACGAUGUAGAGGAGGCUAUUGCCAUGGUUGAAGCUUUAGCUGUUCAGUUGACUCAGAGAGAAGGAGAGCUAAUUCAAGAAAAGGCUGAGGUUAAAAAGCUUGCAAGUUUUUUGAAGCAGGCUUCAGAAGAUGCUAAAAAGCUUGUUGAUGAAGAAAGAGCUUUUGCACGGACUGAAAUUGAGAAUGCCAGAGCUGCGGUUCAGAGAGUGGAAGAGGCUCUUCAGGAGCAAGAAAGAAUAUCCCAAGCUUCUGGAACUCAGGACUUGGAAGAACUAAUGAAGGAGGUUCAAGAGGCCAGGCGGAUCAAAAUGCUGCAUCGACCCAGCAAGGUUAUGGACAUGGAACAUGAGCUUCAAGCAUUACGAGUUCAACUGGUAGAGAAGUCAAAGCGUUCAAUCGAGCUUCAGAAAGAGUUGGCAAUCAGCAAGAGGGGGGAGGAGAAUGCAUCCUACUUGUUUGAAUUAGAUGGUACAUCUGCUUUGGGUUCCUACUUGCAGAUCCAACCAUGUUCAGAUAGAGCCCCCGAGCUUUCAGAAUGUUCGAUUCAGUGGUACCGUUUGACAUCUGAAGGUGGAAACAGGGACAUCAUUUCAGGGGCCACCAAAUCUAUUUAUGCUCCUGAGCCCUCCGAUGUUGGCCGAUAUCUGGAAGUUGAUGUCAUUUCAGAUGGUCAGAGUGUUACACUGACAACAUCCGAUUCCAUCGAACCAGCUGCAGGACUAGGAAACUAUGUGGAAGCAUUGGUGCGCCGACAUGACACAGAAUUUAACGUUGUUAUAAUCCAAAUGAAUGGAGUGGACCAUCCUUCAGAGUCUGUUCAUGUACUUCAUGUGGGGAAAAUGAGGAUGAAACUUUGUAAAGGCAAAACAACAGUGGCUAAAGAGUACUAUUCUUCUUCAAUGCAGCUGUGCGGCGUUAGGGGUGGUGGAAAUGCUGCAGCUCAAGCAUCAUUCUGGCAGCCAAAGAUCGGGGUCUCAUUUGUGCUGGCAUUUGAAUCAGAAAGAGAAAGAAAUGCUGCUAUUAUGCUGGCACGAAGAUUUGCCUUUGAUUGCAACAUCAUGCUUGGUGGCCCUGACGAUCGAGCAGCUCAGAAACCAUAGCCUCUGAAACGGCUUGCUUUCGUUUAAAGAAACCGACCUUCUAAUGUGUUAAUUAAGGUAUGUAUAAGUUUGCAUUACUGCUUGUGGAAUUUUUGCAUGUAUGCUCUGGUUUUCUUCGUUCACCAUCCAUUUUUGGCAUCCUUUUAUUUGCCUUUUUAGUGGUUACCUUUAUUGCCUGAUUGUAACAAGUUUUUGUAGUUGUUAUAUUUAUUAUAUAUGCAAGCUUUUCUCUUUUUUAAAUUCCUAUAUGUACUCGUACAUACGACAAAAAGGUCAUGGAUUCGAGAUACAAAAAUAUUGUAUU
This is a messenger RNA of Cynara cardunculus var. scolymus (artichoke), 1994 nucleotides long. Its product is annotated as stomatal closure-related actin-binding protein 1-like. Gene Ontology annotation, molecular function: actin binding. Bases 206 to 1690 code for a protein of 494 amino acids. The transcript is spliced from 13 exons. The record is from RefSeq and is a predicted model, not a curated record. Lineage: Eukaryota; Viridiplantae; Streptophyta; Magnoliopsida; Asterales; Asteraceae. Gene Ontology annotation, biological process: regulation of stomatal movement; actin filament organization.